Ambispora gerdemannii is the source of this 246-nucleotide messenger RNA. NCBI's taxonomy places the organism in Eukaryota, Fungi, Glomeromycota, Glomeromycetes, Archaeosporales, Ambisporaceae. The record is from the annotation of a GenBank genome assembly.
AUGUUAAAAUCCUUUUCUUUUUCAAUUCCAACUGACGGAGGUAUUGCCAGUUGCGGUGGUCCCGGUGGAUGUGGAGGUCCCGGUGGAGGUGUUGGUUCCGAAUCUUUCAUUGGUAUUGAUACCCGUGAAGGACCCUAUAGAGGCGGUGCAUAUCCAACUCCUACUCCUACCCCUCUUCCAUGCCCUGGUUGCCCGUACAUCUUUGGUUGGCAGGAUUACGUCUUCCCACAGAAUUAUGGUCAUUAA